This is a messenger RNA of Neltuma alba, 734 nucleotides long. RefSeq lists its product as uncharacterized. The record is from RefSeq and is a predicted model, not a curated record. Lineage: Eukaryota; Viridiplantae; Streptophyta; Magnoliopsida; Fabales; Fabaceae. Bases 20 to 400 code for a protein of 126 amino acids. The transcript is spliced from 2 exons.
CAAAAAGAAUUAUACUAUAAUGCAGGGGACAAGUUUAAAAGGGGAGCUGACGGACCGAUUGUGGGGUUUUAAUUUGGGUCAAAAUGGGGACACAAGGGACUUCAAUGAAGUGUCUGCGACGCUUUGUAACAUUAAUAAUGAUGCGAAAAGGAUAAGCUUCUGGGCCUCUGCAAGAAGUCAAGCUAGGGAGCAAGGGAAGACCCAUGGAAGGCAUGGCGUGAAUAACAUCAAUGAGAAUUCGGAAUUUGAGGAUCUAACUAUCAAAUUGUCAGGUGAACUUGGUUUGUUAAGCAUGGGCCAAAUUAAUCAGAGGAGGAUCAGUGAAUCGCACAAGUUGCAGAAUGCAGGGCUCGGUGAGGCUGGAAACAGGGACCAUAAAGUACGUUCUGGGAUAAUUUAGUUUAGUGGUCCAGGUGGGCUCUAUUAUUGUUGAUGUGCUGGUCAAUUCGACCAUUUUCCAACCGGGAGAUGAUUAAUAUUUGAAAAUGAGGGGGAUAAGCUUUGAGCUUAGAAACAAAAAUUCAGAGUCACAGCUGGAGAAAUCCUUGUUCUCUUCGUUGGUUUUUAUUUCCCCCUGUUUGGCUUGCCACACGGGAAGAAUGAUGCAAAUGGAUACGCCAAUGAGUGCAGUUGAAGCAAAUGAUGAGUCUUCUGAGAAAGACUUGGUAAUCUUUGCUAAUGUUGAAAUAAUAAAACUUGUUUUCAUUGUGUUGCCAAAAAACUCAAAUCACUAU